CAUUGCUGAGUUGCUGACUGUUCUGUUUUGUGUAAUGUGUACGCACACAGCUUAAUAACUUGUCGAAUCGGACGUCAAAAAAAUAUUGUUUUAAUUAUAAAAUCAAACAAGUGAAAUGAAUAUUUCAGAUGUGAUGAAAAUCCAAAAGGUUGAAAAUGUGUUAAUGUUGGAUAAGUAUGGCGUUAAACAUACACUAGGAACUUUUUAUUUAACCGAGACACAUUUUAUUUUUACGAAACCUAAUGGAAAGAAAAAAAUAUGGGUUUUAAAUUCUCAUGUUGCUAGUGCUGAAAAAUUACCAUUACUAACAAGUGGUUCUCCACUUUGUAUCAAGUGUAAACAUUUUUUUGUCGUCACAUUUGUUAUUCCAAAAGAAAGGGAUUGCCAUGAGGUCUACUUGACAUUGAUAAAGUUAUCUUCACCAACUAGAACAGAAGAUUUGUACUGUUUUGACUUCAAAGGUAAUAACGAAGGCCUCAUACAAGAAAUGGGCUGGAAUUUUUUCAGUCUUCAAGACGAAUUCCAAAGACAAGGUGUUCCUAAUGAUGAAUGGUCGCUAUCUUAUCUCAAUGUUAAUUAUGAGCUGUGUGAAUCGUAUCCAAAAUAUUUAUAUGUUCCCAGUUCAUGUAGUAAUACUGUAUUAAUGGGAAGUGCAAAAUUUCGUAGUAAAGGCAGGUUACCAGUAUUAACUUAUUUACAUAAUAGUAAUAAGGCUUCUAUCUGCAGAUGUAGUCAACCAUUAUCAGGUUUCAAUGCACGAUGUUUAAAAGAUGAACAAAUGCUUUAUAAUUUGCUCUGCACAAAUCCUGAUUCAAAAUAUUUAUGUGUAGUUGACACAAGGCCCAGGAUUAAUGCAAUGGCCAAUCGCGCUGCUGGAAAAGGUUACGAAAACGAAAAUUUUUAUGACAAUAUAAAAUUUCAGUUUUUCGGGAUCGAAAAUAUUCACGUUAUGAGAUCCAGUUUAAAUAAAUUAUUAGAACUACAAAAAAGUACCUCAAUGAGUUCAUUUCUCAGUGGCCUUGAAAGCAGUGGCUGGUUAAAGCAUAUUCGCGCAAUAUUGGAAACAUCAUGGUUCAUUGCCCGUAAUGUUGUCAAUGGAAUCAGUGUUGUUGUACACUGCAGCGACGGAUGGGACAGGACAGCCCAAGUUUGUUCUUUAGCUGCUUUAAUGCUCGAUCCAUUUUACAGGACUAUUCAUGGUUUCCAAGUCUUAAUAGAAAAAGACUGGCUUGCUUUUGGACAUAAAUUUAAUGACCGAUGUGGUUACGUGACUGCUGAUAGCAAAGAGCUUGCCCCAAUAUUCACUCAAUUUAUUGAUGCUACUUAUCAAUUAUCACAACAGUACCCGUUUAUGUUUCAAUUUAAUGAACAAUACUUGAUUACGUUACACGAUCAUGUACAAAGCUGUCAGUAUGGAACCUUCAUUGGUAAUUGCGAAAAAGACCGACAAUUUUAUAAAGUUUCUGAUAGGACUUAUUCACUUUGGGGUUACAUAUCUCAACACAUAAACGAGUUUAUAAAUCCUUUGUAUUCAAAUAAACAGUCCAAAGAAGCAAGUAAUCAAAUACUUAAACCAAAACUUUUACCACAAAAUAUCGUAUUAUGGAGAGGUCUUUACCUGCGAUUUGAAAAUGGUGUUCAUCCCAGGGAAUCUUAUGAAGAUUUACUCUCAACUAUUAAUAGUCAUGUUAAUUCAAUAGAAGAUCACAUAAAAUUUCUCACAAAGAAAAUUAACGCAGUAGAAGCUCUUACACCAAAUAAAACCGAUAAGUCAUCUCUCAGCAAACAGAAAUUAAACAAUGAUUAUUCAAAAGAAAAUACUUUCAAGGAACUUAUAACCAUCUUUGCAAGAGAUCCCAACAAUAAAAGUAAAACAGAAAUCCAGCAACUAGUUGCAGAAUUAAAUUCAGUUUCAUUGGAAUGGAAGUCAUCGAAAAAUCGAGUUGAAUGUAAAUGUGCUACCACGUUUGAUGCUUUUAAUAAACAGUACCAUUGUUGGUCUUGUGGAAAUGUUAUGUGCCAGCGUUGCAUUCGUAUCAAUAUGCUUUCUGGAUAUUCAACAGAAAGGGCAGUUCCAAUUUGUAAAUUCUGUUCUCAAAAAUAUGUGACAGUGACACAAUAACCCUUUAUUGAAUCUCGUAAAUACAAAAAUGUUUAUUUUGCGUUGAAGCAGCUGUACCUAAUUUUAUGAAACUAGAUAAAUUAAGAUGUAUAUUUUGUGUUAUGAAGGCGAUUAAUUUACCAUUUUUACAUUGUACACAAGCGAGACUCCUACAACGUUGAAAAUUAUCGCACUAUUUAUAUAGCAUUGCUAGUACUUUAGCCAAGCUCUCUGACACCAUAUGUCACUUAAGAAUAUAAAUUAUUUUUCAAGCCUAAACCAUUUUUUUCUUAAGAAAAUAAGAGGUUUGUAGUUCCAUUAAGACAUUUAGAAAAAGAAAAUAGGUUGACGCUAUGGACUUAAUGUGCAGGCUUCUAAUUGCUGAAGUCGUUUUAAUGUUAAAAAUUAAUAUUAUUUUCUUACAUAACGAUACUAAAUGAAAAUUUUUUCCAAAAUUGGCAAUGUUUUUGAUCGCUUCAAACUUUCAUGUGCUCUUUCACUCUCACAUUCUGGUCGAGAAACUACAGAAAACAUUUUGUAAAGUUACUCAAACUUACUUUUUGUCGGUCCGAGUGACAGUGUCAAAUUGUUCCUAUAGUUUUUUUUUCUUUUUAUAAAGUUUGAAAUUUCAAUGAUAGUAACUUUGUUUUUAAAAGUAUAUUUAAUUAGUAAGUCUUUGCAUCUGAUUAGAGUCGUUAUAAGUUGCAAGUUUGUGAUAAUCAUUAUAAAAAAAAUUAAAAACUUUAUAUGUAAAAAGAAAGUAUUUACAAAUAAAUUUCAUUUAUCAA
Messenger RNA from Copidosoma floridanum, 2889 nucleotides. It is a transcript of the gene Mtmr6, whose product is annotated as Myotubularin related protein 6. Gene Ontology annotation, biological process: phosphatidylinositol dephosphorylation. Lineage: Eukaryota; Metazoa; Arthropoda; Insecta; Hymenoptera; Encyrtidae. The record is from RefSeq and is a predicted model, not a curated record. Gene Ontology annotation, molecular function: metal ion binding; phosphatidylinositol-3-phosphate phosphatase activity; phosphatidylinositol-3,5-bisphosphate phosphatase activity. Gene Ontology annotation, cellular component: cytoplasm.